AUGUCUGGAGAUUCCAAGGCCAAAUACAACGUGGUCUUUGUGCUGGAGGACCUGGUGCUGGGAAAGGCACUCAGUGUGAAAGAAUACAGGAGGUCAGUAUUUGGUUUUCAACAUUUGUCUGCUGGUGACUUGCUGCGCCAGGAACGUCUUCAGCCCAACUCUGAAUAUGGGGCCGAAAUUGAGAGGCAUAUAAAAGAGGGCUCCAUUGUGCCAGUGAAUAUCACUUGCUCAUGUAUACGCAGGGAAAUGGAGAAAAGUCCCCAAAAUAAAUUCCUCAUAGAUGGAUUUCCACGCAACAGGGAUAACCUCGAUGGGUGGAAUCAGGAGAUGAGCAGAGUGGCUGAAGUCAAGAGGGUGCUGUUCUUUGACUGUCCUGACCAGGUGUGCAUUGAUCGCUGCUUGAACCGAGGGCUGACUAGCGGCAGAACCGAUGACAAUGCCGAGAGCCUUAAGAAGAGAAUCCAGACGUACAGGGAGUCCACCUUGCCAGUCAUUAAACACUAUGAAGCUCUGAACUUGGUGUCAACCUGUCUUCAACCUCAGUGUGUUUUCGAAGAUGUCAAGAAAGUUUUUGAGGCGCUGAAGUGUUGA
Molecule: messenger RNA, 591 nt
Organism: Candidula unifasciata
Lineage: Eukaryota; Metazoa; Mollusca; Gastropoda; Stylommatophora; Geomitridae
Source: the annotation of a GenBank genome assembly